AUGAAUCGAUACGGACAUUGUUUCCUUCUGCUUUUAACACUGUGCAUCCUGGCUGGUGAUUAUCGCGUUAACUCGGAUCAGGACACUCGUCUAUCGAGGAGGAGACGUUACGUCGUUUUCCCGGAAGGUUCUACAUUCUCGGUUGCACUCUGUCUCACAUUUCACACACUCACCCCGGACAGCAUUUUCACCGAGGGUGUGAACUGGGGUAUCUCUUACGAUCUACCGAACGAAAGUAAACCGGCUCUGGAGCCGUUUUUACAACUGAGACACGAUAAAAUUAAACCAGCCACGAAGUACACUAGUUACACGAAUAAUAUGAUCGACAGAAACACCGUGAAGUAUUCCGGAUGGAACAGUAACGAGAAGUACUACGUGAAACCUGGUAAAAGGAAGUAUUACAAGCCUGAUUACUACUAUUUGCAACGUAGACAUCGCAGGGAGCUUUACAGCAAAUUGGAGAACGUGAUGAACGCGAUGAACUUUGACGGGAGGACGUGCGUGCUUCGAGCGCUGUGCGAGGCCUCCCAGCGUCUGAUGCCGAAAGGGAACACUCUCGUCGAGGAGAUGAUGAGGAUAUCAUUCUCCUUCCCUUUGAAACGACUGUUCUCGUACGAGCCAGAGGAGCAUCGCGCGUACGGCAGCGCCCACAAAGCGGGCCACGAGGGCCACGACUGCGCCGCCAUGUUCGCCGGAUGUAGCUUCUCUCUGAUCGACAUGGCCCUCGGGAAAUACGACGCGUCGCCUCAACUUCCGCUAGGAUACGCCGAUAUGGCGAGCUCUUCCGGCCACUGGGCCAGGUACAACAUGAAAUAA
Habropoda laboriosa is the source of this 816-nucleotide messenger RNA. RefSeq lists its product as uncharacterized. The record is from RefSeq and is a predicted model, not a curated record. The coding region runs from base 1 to 816 and encodes 271 amino acids. The transcript is spliced from 4 exons. Lineage: Eukaryota; Metazoa; Arthropoda; Insecta; Hymenoptera; Apidae.